CAGACUGGAGAAAUGUCUCAUAGAACAUUGCACCAACACAGGAUGUCAGCUCGCUCAGUGUUUGACGGUGCGCCUUUCUCUUCUACUGAGAUGAAGUUUAUAGAGGACUUCAAGCGAGACGCGCACCCUGAUAAAGUAAAUCUCGCAGUGAGGGAAUAUGUUGGAGAGCAAGGACAAACCGCAUGGCUUCCUCUGAUUCGAAAAAUCAAGCAACAGAUUGCCACAGACCCGACUCUUACCCCAGAGUACCCACCUAUUCUUGGUCUUCCAGAAUUUACCACAAGGGUGACAGAACUUGCUUUGGGCAGCAACAGCCCUGCCAUUUUGGAAAGCAGGGUCUUCGGAGUCCAAACAGUAGGAUGUACUGGGGCAUUGCGUCUGGGUGCUGAGUUACUGAAAUCUUGGUACUGUUCAAGCUCUUCCUGGAGUGGGCCUGUCCUCCUCCCCUCUCCAUGUGAUGAGUCACUAGCAGGCCCCUUUAAGGCAGCUGGGAUCGAUGACGUGCAAAACUACCAUUACUGGGAUGCAGAAUCCCAUGGAGUGUGUGUGGAAAACAUUGUGCAUGACUUAGAAAACGCCCCAGAACAAAGUGUGGUGGUCCUGUUUGCCUCUGGUCACUGUCCCACUGGUGCCGACCUCUCUCAGGAAGAGUGGAAACGUGUAGCUGAGGUCAUGGUGAAGCGUCAGAUGUUUCCAUUCAUCUUGUUGCCUGCUCAGGGUUUGUGCAGUGGUUCUGUUGAGCAGGAUGCCUGGGCUUUGCGAUACUGUGUGUCUUUGGGACUUGAGUUGCUAUGCGCUCAAUCUUUUUCCCACAACUUUGGUCUCUAUGGUGAGGGAGUAGGCCAUCUUCUUUGUGUCAUAAAGCAGAACCUUCUGGCUGUACAAUCUCAAGCUGAGAAACUUGUUCAGACACUUUGGGCCUGCCCACCAAUGGAAGGUGCCAGAGUCGUUGCCACUGUACUAAGCAACCCUGCCCAUCUGGUGGAGUGGCAGGGAAGUAUGAAGACUAUGGCUGAAUGCUGCAUGCUAAAAAGGGAACGCUUGCGUGAAAGACUGAGGAUUUUGGGUAGUCCUGGUCCUUGGGAUCACAUUAUAAAGCCUGGAGGCCUUUAUUGCUGUAUUGGACUCACUGCUCAACAGGCUGAAUUUCUUCAGAGGAAACACAUCUAUUUGUUACCCAGUGGGUCUCUGAAUGUUAGUGCCAUUAACAGCCGUAAUCUGGACCUUGUUGCUGAAUCCAUCCACCAAGCCUUGACCUCUCCCCUCUGACCCUGUGUUAAAAUCAUACUGAAGCUUUAAUAAACUCAUCUUAUUCAAUAGAUAGAUAUUAUAUAUUCAAACAGAGUACCAAGGACACUAAACCAUUUGCACUUUGAAUUUGUUUGGCUCAUAUAGACAGAUGUUCUCUGUAGUUUGCACUUGGCGAAGGUAUAGCCAAAUUGCCAAAAUACAGCACUUAAUCUAUAAUUAAAUCCAUAAUUCAUUGACAGAAUGGCAAUAACCUUUGCUGCCUCUCUGUUUGCUUGUUGUCUUUGGAAAAAUAAAAUGCAAAGAGCCAUGUCAGUGCCAGUGGGGUGUUUUAAGUGCAAGUGUUCAGAAUAGAUUAGGUGAAGUGGUGCAUUUUAUAAUAGAUAUUGGUACUUUUAAGGACAUUUUAAUCAAUUAGUACUGUAUCUGAAUAAUCUGUGAUAUUUUUGAUUGGGCUAAAAAGAGUAACCCACAAUAGAAAAUAAAAGUACAU
This is a messenger RNA of Xyrauchen texanus (razorback sucker), 1741 nucleotides long. It is a transcript of the gene got1l1, whose product is annotated as glutamic-oxaloacetic transaminase 1 like 1. Gene Ontology annotation, molecular function: pyridoxal phosphate binding; L-aspartate:2-oxoglutarate transaminase activity. Gene Ontology annotation, biological process: L-aspartate biosynthetic process. The coding region runs from base 13 to 1269 and encodes 418 amino acids. Gene Ontology annotation, cellular component: cytosol. The transcript has 8 exons. The record is from RefSeq and is a predicted model, not a curated record. Lineage: Eukaryota; Metazoa; Chordata; Actinopteri; Cypriniformes; Catostomidae.